UUGCAGCGACGGUUGAUCGGGGAGCAAACCUCUAAUUUGACCGUCUGGGUUUAUUUAAUUACAAAGAAUUUGAUUUCACAGUUGAAAACACGAGCUCCAAGGCAACUUUAUACGGAGUCAGGUAAACCUCAUUCCGACUCGUUUAAAUUGGCCCACUUCCCGUUUGCAUUAUAUUCCAAGCGCUUCGCUACUGGGAAGGUGUUUCCCGUUAGAACUGUUCGCAAGACUGGAUUUGCUGAAAUAGUCUCUGGUUAGAGCACCAAGAAAAAUACUCAUUUGCUAGCAAAAGGAAGAGGAGGCCAAAUUCUAAUACACAGAGAUCGGUCGAACGCUUUUGGUCAAUUUUACAAGAGUUUCACUAGAGAUCCACACCGGAAGACAAAACUUCUACUGAACAAACAUGGCUGUGGAGAAGUUACAAGCGCAAAGCAAAAAAGGAGUAAAUAGAAAGAAAAAACGGCGCAGAAAACCGCGACUUACUGGUCUAAGCAAGCAGAGACAGACAGCGAAUGCUCGAGAACGUUCGCGGAUGAGGAGUAUUAGUGCUGCCAUGUUAGAACUAAGGUAUCACCUACCUUCGUCCUUCGCUCCUAAAGAGAAAAAACUGUCCAAAAUACAAACACUACGCUAUGCAAUCCGUUACAUUGGAGACCUGUUUGAAGUGCUUCAGAAAGGCCAGGAGUCGGAUAGUGAAACGAGUUCUGCCGAGAGUGAAUCGAACAGCCAAAGAGAAAGUCUGUUCAAAGCUGGCACCUGUGAGAAACGACGACAGCGUUUCAAGGUUGAACGAGAUAAUCCUUCGUGUAUGUAUUUCAAAGAAGCCCUGUCUAAAUCCUAUCUGUAAAAUGGAUGAAUUUAUAGAGGAGACAUUUGUAAGGUUUAUGAAAUUAAUCAUUUCACUGGAUACAAAAUAAGUAUUUACGUCAUGAUCAUGAUGGCCUUUUAAUCGCACGGAAUAUGGAGGUCGUUAUCAGAGUUAAUCGCUCUCACUUCAACUAAUCUUCACUUAAAAUGUCCUUGACUUUUAAUCAGAUCUUAACCGUACUUCGUUCAGCGAACUAAAGUAAAGAAUCAAGCUUAACUUUGACGCAAAGGUUGAAGACUUUCUUAAGCACAGUAAACGAAAACCUCGUAUCAACAUUGCAAUCCAGUUACUUUCCUGAUGAAAAUCGAGGAGAAUCAAAUAGUGCUGAUUUAAUUAGUAAUUGAUCUUUUCGAAUUGGAAAGAUCUUCAAAGUUGAAUGAGUUCGAAUGAGAUGUCAACACUUCACAUUCAACAGGAAAUUACGUUUUUUUUAGUGCACACUCUUCGAGACGCUUGAAGUGUCGUGUCGAGAACUACAAAAUUUUUUCGACGUUUAUCCCGGCUUACAUUAACAAGUUCUCAAAAUCUGAUACGCGCGAAAGAGCAACAUUCUUUGAUAUUCUUACAUCAGUUACAUUGUGGUUCAAUAAAAUAAAGCAAAACUUUGUUGAAA
Molecule: messenger RNA, 1478 nt
Organism: Stylophora pistillata
Lineage: Eukaryota; Metazoa; Cnidaria; Anthozoa; Scleractinia; Pocilloporidae
Biological process (GO): regulation of transcription by RNA polymerase II; developmental process
Molecular function (GO): protein dimerization activity; DNA-binding transcription factor activity, RNA polymerase II-specific; RNA polymerase II transcription regulatory region sequence-specific DNA binding
Source: RefSeq, a predicted model, not a curated record